Diplodia corticola is the source of this 747-nucleotide messenger RNA. Its product is annotated as phosducin family protein. Lineage: Eukaryota; Fungi; Ascomycota; Dothideomycetes; Botryosphaeriales; Botryosphaeriaceae. Gene Ontology annotation, cellular component: cytoplasm. The transcript is spliced from 4 exons. The record is from RefSeq and is a predicted model, not a curated record. Gene Ontology annotation, biological process: protein folding. The coding region runs from base 1 to 747 and encodes 248 amino acids.
AUGAAUCAAAUGCCAGAUAUGCCCGUCCAGGUCCCGGUGGACGACCCAAACGCCGAUACCGAAUGGAACGACAUUCUCCGCAAGCAUGGUGUCAUCCCCGAGAAGCCCCCUUCGCCCACACCCAUGAUCGAGGAAGCCCUCGUCGAGGCACGGAGACUUGCACAUGAGAACCGGCUGGAGGGUAAGGACUUGGACGAGCUUGCCGAGCUGGAAGACGAGGAGGACGACGACUUCCUCGAGCAGUACCGCAAGAAACGCUUCGCCGAGCUUUCCUCCAUCCAGACCGCCUCGAAGUUCAACCAAGUGUACCACCUGCAGAAGCCUGACUAUUCGCGCGAGGUGACCGACACGUCCAAGGAGGCCUGGGUCUUCGUGCUCCUCACAGCUGCCACCACCAACACCGAGUCACAGAGAGCCAUCGAGCUUUGGCGUGAGAUGGCCCGUAAGUUUGGAGAUAUCAAAUUCUGUCAGAUCAGGGGCAACAUGUGUAUCGAGGGAUAUCCGGAUAAGAACACUCCAACUAUCCUCGUCUACAAGGAUGGGGAUAUCAAGCGGCAGAUUGUAACUCUGAAGGAGCUCAAUGGGCCACGCACCUGGGUCGAAGACGUCGAGAAGCUGCUGAUAGACCUCGGCGUCCUCAAGCACGGCGACCCCCGUCUUCGGCGCAAGGAUGAAGACGCCGAAGAGAGCUCGAAGAAGAUUCGCCAGACUCGUGUGGACGAUGACGAGGAUAGCGACUGGGAUUGA